Molecule: messenger RNA, 1482 nt
Organism: Acytostelium subglobosum LB1
Lineage: Eukaryota; Evosea; Eumycetozoa; Acytosteliales; Acytosteliaceae
Exons: 3
Coding region: 1-1482 (493 amino acids)
Biological process (GO): proteolysis
Molecular function (GO): serine-type carboxypeptidase activity
Source: RefSeq, a predicted model, not a curated record
AUGAGAUUAACACAUUUGUUUGUUACCUUGUUGGCUUUGUCUGCCUUGUCAAUGGCUUUGGCCUCUGACGUCAAGGUCAGUCCAUUCUUUAAGAAGCACAAUGGCUUUGCACCAAUCCCCGAGCAUGUCUUUGCUGACAACUCAGGUGAUGCUGGAGAGGCUCUCUACCUUUCCGAGUACUUGGAUAACCCAGCUUUGGGAAGAAGAAAGUCAUGUGUUGACAUUGGUGCCCCAUUUGGAGCUUGCUCCAUGCUCGACAACCCAGAGGACAAGUUGAACGAUGUCACUCCAUUCUCCUACUCUGGUUUCUUCACUGUCAAUGAGACCUACGACCAGAACCUCUUCUACUGGUUCUUUGAGGCUCAAAACGGUAACAAGGACGCACCAGUCUUGCUCUGGCUCCAGGGUGGACCAGGUGGUUCCUCAUUGUUUGGUCUGUUUGUUGAGAAUGGCCCAUACUCAAUCCUUGACAACUUGACCAUGGUGCCAAAGAACGUCACCUGGAACAGCGAGUACCAUAUGCUCUACGUGGACAACCCCGUCGGCACUGGAUUCUCCUACACCACCGACAUGCGUGGCUACAACACCAACCAGGAUGAGAUUGCCGCCAACCUCUACAGCCUGCUCACCCAGUUCUAUGGAAUUUUCCCACAGUAUGCCGACAAUGACUUCUACGUCACUGGUGAGUCCUACGCUGGCAAGUACGUCCCAUCGCUCGCCUACUACAUUCUUCAACAGAACAAGGUCCAGCAGACCCAGGUCAACCUGGUCGGUAUUGCCGUUGGUGAUGGUCUCUGUGAUCCAAUCACUCAGGUGACCCAGUACGCCAACCUUGCCUUCUACACUGGUCUUGCCGACAUUGAUCAGCAAAACACCAUGACCAUCUACCAGGACAAGAUCAUCCAGGCAAUCCUUGCCCAGCAAUGGCUCGAGGCCAACGACCUCUUCACCGAUCUGGUCAACGGUCCACCCGACUACUUCCAGAACAUCACUGGUGAGGCUGACUACUAUGACAUCCGUCGCACCAUUGAGCCCACCUAUGGUGGCAACUUUGAGGCCUACGUCAACCAGACCAACAUCCGUGCCCUCCUCCACGUUGGAAACCACUACUUCCAGGACAACAACAACGUCUACUUGGCACUCCAGCAGGAUAUCCCCAAGUCUAUCAAGAACUUGCUGCCAGAGCUGAUCGAGAACAUCAAGGUCAUGUUCUACAACGGACAGUUCGACUUUAUUGUCGGUGUCUCCUUGACCGAGACAUUCAUCCGCACCAUUCCAUGGAUGGGUAUCGAUCCAUUCGUGUCCUCCAGCAGAUCCAUCUGGUACAUCCCAUCUGAUACAGUCAACGUUGCAGGUUAUGUUCGUCAGUACGAGAAUCUGACCCAAGUAGUAGUAAGAGGUGCCGGACACAUCUUGCCCUAUGACCAACCACUUAGAGCAAUUGAUAUGAUUACCAGAUUUGUUGAAAACCAGCCAUUCUAA